Molecule: messenger RNA, 2114 nt
Organism: Thalassophryne amazonica
Lineage: Eukaryota; Metazoa; Chordata; Actinopteri; Batrachoidiformes; Batrachoididae
Product: gastrula zinc finger protein XlCGF57.1-like
Exons: 3
Coding region: 1-1923 (640 amino acids)
Source: RefSeq, a predicted model, not a curated record
AUGCCACGACCUGGAGUAUGGGAAAGAACAGAGCGUCCACUCAACACCGACCCAACAGAGAUGCAGACUGAACCUGAUGAUGAUGACCCAUGGCCCCAUGGACAUGACUACUGCGCUACUUCAGAGCCUGCCGCACUUGAUCUCUCCCUCAAUGAGAGUGAUGAGCUACGCGAGGAGAUAUCAAGGCUCUGGAAACAAAUCGAGGAGAUAACCAUUAGCAGCAAGUUCGAUUUUCCAGAGUCUAAAACUGCUUUUGAUGAUUUGUCUGGAGAGAGCAAACUAGAGACAACACCUCUCACCUUUCUCAAAUAUGCUUCUGAAAGCUGUCUUCUGCACUCAGACCUACGGCAGAUGUUGGUGAGUAAAGAAGAAAUACACCCUGAACAGCAGGACAGGAAUCUGAUUGUUGACCAGAAAUACAUUAAAGAGGAACAAGAGGAACUCUGGACAAGUCAGGAAGGAGAGCAGCAUCACAAGGUGGAGGAGGCUGACAUUCCAGAGUUACCUUUCACUGUUGUCCUUGUGAAGUGUGAAAAUGCUGAAGAUGAACCACAGUCACGGGUUCAUCAAAACCUAAAUGAGAACAAAAAUGCAGGACCUCUAAUCAGCAGCUCAACUGUACGUAGAACACUGACAGCCAAAAUUGAUGGAGAGGACUGUGGAGGACCACAUCUAGGCAGUAACCUCAAUCCAUAUAGUUGUUUACAACCAAAUAUUAAGAGCAGCCAUUCAGACAGUUGUGAAACAGAUGAUAAUGGCGAAGGAAAGCACAUCAAGGAACAUUUUUCAGGUAUUAACUGUCUGAAAAACUGUGACGCCUCUGGUGUUGAUAGCAGGGGUAAUUCCUCUGAAGGUGGAAAAGCACUGGGUCACUUUUCAAAGCAACAUGGGAGAAUUCAAGCAAAUGAGAAACAUGCUAGCCCUCCUGAGUGGGCUAAAUUGUGCAGACGAAAGGGCUAUCUGACCAUAAAGAGAAGUCAUACAGCAGGUAAAAUGUUUGGCUGCUUUGACUGUGGUAAAAGAUUCAAUGAUGAAAGUGAUCGGAACAGACAUAGGAAAAUUCAUGCAGGACAGAAACCAUUUUGCUGUUGUGAGUGUGGAAAAAGGUUUCGAGAUAAAAACAGCCUGAGCAGGCACAUGACAAUUCAUACAGGGGAAAAACCAUUUGGCUGCUGUGAUUGUGGUAAAAGAUUUGGGGUAAAAAGCAAUCUGAGCAGCCACAUGAGAAUUCAUACAGGGGAAAAACCGUUUAGCUGUGUUGAGUGUGGUAAAUGUUUUCAAGAUAAAAACAAUAUGAACAUACACAUGAGAAUUCACACAGGAGACAAACCGUUUGUCUGUUCUGAGUGUGGGAAAAGAUUUCGAGGAAAAGACCAUUUAAACAGCCACAAAAGAAUUCAUACAGGAGACAAACCAUUUGGCUGUUCUGUGUGUAGUAAAAGAUUUCGUGGUAAAACCCAUUUGGACAGACAUCUGAUAAGUCAUACACGAGAGAAACCGUUUGGAUGUUCUGAAUGUGGUAAAAGAUUUGGAGGAAAGGUUGAGGUGAAUGCACAUAUGAGAAUUCACACAGGAGAGAAACCAUUUGGCUGUGUAGUGUGUGAUAAAAGAUUUCGUCAAAAAGGCCAUCUGGACGGCCACAUGAAAAUUCAUAAAGGAGAAAAACCAUUUGGCUGUUCUGUAUGUGGUAAAAGAUUUCGAAGAAAAGGUGACAUGAACAGACACGUGAGAAUUCAUACUGGAGAGAAACCAUUUGGCUGUUUUGUGUGUAAUAAAAGAUUUGGAGAUAAACGUGGUCUGAACUGCCACAUGAGAACACAUACGGGAGAGAAACCAUUUGGCUGUUCUGUGUGUGGUAAAAGAUUUGGAGAUAAAAGUGGUCUGAACAGACAUGUGAGAAUACAUACAGAGCAGGUGGGUUAGGAGUUCUAGUGGACACUUGCCUUGAGUGUCCUCUAUCCCACUGUGAAGAGGGUUUGCGGGGAGAGAUCUCUAUGAGGACGUGUCAAUGAAAACCAACCCCAGCUAAAAACUCCACAAAGCAAAUAUGAAAAAGUCUGAAAAUGAUCAGUUGUACUGGCUGGAUGUCUCCCAGGAUAAAAAGGUCCCCAAAU